Messenger RNA from Thrips palmi, 4372 nucleotides. Its product is annotated as NFX1-type zinc finger-containing protein 1-like. The coding region runs from base 286 to 4224 and encodes 1312 amino acids. NCBI's taxonomy places the organism in Eukaryota, Metazoa, Arthropoda, Insecta, Thysanoptera, Thripidae. Gene Ontology annotation, biological process: regulatory ncRNA-mediated heterochromatin formation. The record is from RefSeq and is a predicted model, not a curated record. Gene Ontology annotation, molecular function: helicase activity. The transcript has 8 exons. Gene Ontology annotation, cellular component: nuclear RNA-directed RNA polymerase complex.
CAGCACAGCACAACAGGCGGCAGCCGGCAAGCAGGCAGGCAGGCAGCCACGGCCGCAGUAGUGCGGUGUUGGUCGCCCGGCGUGGUUCUCCGAGUGCGUUCUCCCGCGAGCGAGCGGUCGUUGUGCCGCUGCGUCGAAGUGAUCGUCGCGUCUCCAGCAGACAGCUGCACCGAGGGCCCGGCCGUCUGUGCUGCUGGUCCUUACUCGCCCUGCCCUGUUGCGUCACUCUUCAGCCUUAGGACAGUAGGACAGCCAAUCAGGGAACGCCUAUCGACGGCAUAGGUCAUGAUGCGCCGCGCCAUGGACGGGGGACGCGUCAUCGACGCCAACAGUGACUGGACUCGCGUCACCAACAAACGGAAGGAGCGGCGCAACAGUGCCCGGAAGCAGUCAGGUGGUUCCGUCUCUACCGUCGCUGGGCCUUCUAAACCCAAUCUGCCUCCCAAGCCUCAGUCCAGUGUGGUGAAACGAAGGUGGACUAAAAUGCAACCGCCAUCAAUUCCUAAGUCCACCUCUAUUCUGAGGCACCAAAAUGUCUUGCUUUUGAACCAAUGGUCUGGAAGGAUUCGAAACCUGGCGCAAAGCAGUUCAAGGGAGAUAAUCCAGUUCCUCUGCUCGUAUUGGAAAACAUCCCAGAAUCUGAUGCAGGUGGGGAGAUUCCACAGCGAAACGGCGUCCGUUGUCGAGGCCAUGGCGGUUCUUUCUGAGUGUGAUCAAUUCCCCGAUGUUGAGUUUGUUAUCCUCCGUGUCCUGCUGCACGUUCAUUGGAAAGACCUACCAGCAAGCUGCCAGGGUGUCUCAUACUUCUCAGCUCUUUGCCGGAUUUUUUCUUCAUUUCUUGAGCGCGGGUCUCCAGAAGCAGCUAUGUGGAUUCAUGGACGUCGUUGGGUUCUGACAGCGAUUGGCGAGGCCUUUAAGUAUUUGGUAGACAAAGGAAAGGAGGCGGAAUCAGUACUUGGAAAGCUUCAGAAGAUUGACGAAGAAUUCUCACUGCGCAAACGGCUACUGGAUGAGGAUAGCAAGACCCCAACCAUAAACAAAGCGAGGGAAUGUCCUGAAGAUUUCAAAGUUUCCUCUGCAAGGUGCAAGAAGUUUGAACCGACGUCUAUUAAGACCAGGGGCUUUGCUGAUAGCAACAACAAUAUUGCUGCCACACACGUGCGUCAUGGGAACACGGACGUGACUGCAUGGCAGACAGUGGGACGUAAGAAAGGUGUUGUUUCUAACCGCCAACAAUCUUACGAUUUCCAAAUGGAACUCUGCGCCCCUCCUUUAGCGCGGACGCCGAGGGCAAACAAGCAAUCUCAUGCCACUGCGUCUGCCCCGGGGUGGUCAAAGGUUGCUGGGGCUCACAAGGAGUUACUCACCAGGCUUGGUAGAAAUUGGAGUCCUGUUGACUUGCCGUCUUACUUAAAGGACACUAUGGAGCUGAUCCCGAGGCUGCGUGGCACCAAUAUAAAACUGGACAGCUUUGUAUCCGACGUGUGCAAGACGCCACUUGUGGAUAAUCUACGGGAUUUCCUAGUGAUUCAAGAAGAAGCUGGAAUUGCAUCCACGACAUUCCGCCACAUCUCUAGCUUUUGUGCUGCUGUUUUAAAAGCUUGCCCGAACAUAUUCUACGAACAUUUUGAGGGCAUUGUUGAUUCAGCCCUUCAAGCUGCAGAUACAUUUAGUCAAGAUAUUCACAUUCAACAUGCGAAGAAGCAAAUACUUGAAUUGCAUGGAAUGUUCGUUCACACAACUUAUGUGUCAGAUGUGCCUCAGGAGAGCUUUCGGGACAUGUUUGUCGUGCCAACCCAGGAAGAUUUCCAAACCAGGAAGGUUUAUUUGCGACCUAACGUUGUAAGUGGCCCGUUUGUCAGUGAAGAACAUUAUUUAGAUGUGCAUUUCCGCUUACUGCGAGAGGAUUUUCUGAAGCCUUUGCGUGACGGUCUGGCAGAAGUCAGAGGCCGCAUCAAAGUUUUCGACAGGAGUGAGGAAAACAGAUUCAAUGCCAUGAGAAUUUACAAGAAUGUGACCUUUGAGAAAAACAAGGAGCGUUGGCUCCCUGGAAGUCUCAUAAUGUACUUUGAUCCGAACAGAUCACUGAACAUAGAUUGGCGCGUUUCAAAACGGUUCAUGCUAGGGGCCCUGCUCGUCAUCUCGAACGACAACUUCACAACCCUGCACCUGGCGCGGGUAACAAGACGAGACUGGGAAUGUCUCUCUGCCGGCUGGCUGGUCAUCGAGCCACUCUGGUCAGAGGUAUCCGCAAAGAAACUGUGCCUGGGCUCCUUUGUGGUGGGCGAGAGCAUGGUGUUCUUCGAGCCUUACCUGCACGUUCUCAAUGCUCUCCAAAACAUCAACCCAGACGAAUUUCCCCUGGCACGGUACAUAGUUCACGCAGACCCGACUGAAGAGCUGCCAGAUUACCUUCAAGUAGAGAGCAAUAGGAAGUACUGCAUUCCUCUGCUUGGAGGUGAGGUUGUUCAACGAGACAUUGUGAACGGUGAAUGGCCCACUGCAGCAGCAAUGGGCUUGAACGAGUCUCAGCACGAAGCUCUCACCCGUGCUCUCACGCAAAAAGUGAUGCUAGUGCAGGGCCCGCCCGGCACGGGGAAGACUUUCCUGGGUCUACGGAUUGUGAGCACGCUGCUCACGAACCCUCAGGCAUGGAGAGGCAGUGAUGAUUCAGCGUGCCCCAUAUUAAUAGUCUGCUUAACCAACCACGCGCUGGACCAGUUUCUGUUCGGCCUUCUCGCCACCACGAAGAAAAUCGUGCGCCUCGGAGGCCGGUGCAAAGACGAACGGCUCACUGAAUACAUGCUGAAAAGGAAUGAAAAUGAGCUGAGUCCGGACCUGAAGCGACGCAUGUGGGAACGGAGACAACAACUGCAACAGGCCGAGUACGAACUUGACUGCAUCCAACGGGCCAGGCGGGAACUGGACAACAACAUUGGCAUUGUGAGCUGGGAAAGCUUCCAGACUUACCAAGUAGUCACUGACGUCUCCAAUGUGCCAGAUGGCUUCAGUAUCGUAAGGUGGCUCGAGAAGGGGAUUCAACAUUCUGCGCUGAGUGACGAUGACAUUCAGUUCAUCAGGCAAAAUCCCAAGUGGGGAAGCGAAAUCUUUUCCUUUGAAGACACGUUCAGCCAAAUGGAGAGCGCAAUAGAGGAGCUGCAACAAUUCAUUGGUGAAGGGCGACUGGAGUACAAAAGUACCCUUGAGUAUUACAUCGCGAAGCUGGAAUAUCUGAAGCAGGUUGUUUCCAAUGGCCUCCCUCCAGGAUUUGCAGCACAAGCAGGAAAUGUACUGGACCUGGAUGCAGAUCAACGUUCCGAGCUCUAUCUAUUUUGGGUGUCUCAACUUAAACAAGCUUUAGGUACUGCGGAGCGGUGCGCAGCGAAGUAUAUAAGUGAUUGUAAAGCUCGUAUGAAGCAAGUUAAAAUGCUUAAGGACAAAGAGUUGAUUGCCAGCAAUUUGGUCGUCGGGAUGACCACUACCAAGGCGGCACAAAUUCAACCGCUGCUCCAGGAGCUAAAGCCCAGAAUAGUUGUCGUUGAGGAAGCCGCAGAAGUCUUGGAGUCACACAUCAUCGCUGCAUUGACUCCAGCUGUGCAGCAUCUCAUACUUUUGGGGGACCACAAACAAUUGAGACCCAGUCCCUCGGACCAUGAGGUGGGGAAAGACUUCAAGCUGGAGGUAUCCCUGUUCGAAAGGCUGUCAAACAACAACAUGCCCUGCAAGGCGCUCAAUGUCCAACAUAGGAUGCAGCCCAAUAUCGCGAAACUCAUUGAGUUCAUUUACCCCGGCCUUGAGAACCACGGCUCUGUGCUCAGAUAUCCUGCCGUCCGUGGGCUGAAGAACAGUGUGUUCUUCGUGGAUCAUCAAGAGCCCGACCGAUACAUGGAUGAACUGAUAAGUCACUGCAAUCCGCACGAGGCACGGUUCAUCGCGGCCCUCGUAACCUACCUCCUUCUCCAGGGAUACGACGAGAAGCAGAUUACAAUUCUCUCGGCAUACGCUGGUCAGCUCAUGUACUUCAGGGGGCUUGAGUCCGACUUCCCAGAUUUGCGCAAGGUGCGUGUCUGUAACAUCGACAACUUUCAGGGCGAAGAAAGUGACAUAAUUUUACUGUCACUUGUAAGGAGCAACCCACAAAACAAUAUUGGGUUCCUCAAGACUGAAAACAGAGUGUGCGUAGCGCUCUCAAGAGCCAAGCAUGGUGCUGACUGCGAAGAGUGAGACUUGGCGCAAAGUCCGGAGCAACCUGCAGUCGCAGGAGGCCGUCGGCCCCGCUCUGACGCUACAGUGUAUCAAGCACCCCGGACAGUCCCUGAAAGUGAGGAGUGACGCUGACUUCAAGCGCUGGACUUUGGGAGGCUGUGAGACG